AUGGCAAAUGAAAACAUCAACAAUAUAACGAAUGACUGUCAUAUAGUCUGGUUGGAUAGUCAUAUUGAAACCGACAGACGAAGUCAAGAUAUAAGAGGACGUAUACGACAACUGGGUAGAGGUUGUUUAGAGACAUUUGUUAAUCCAGAUCAAUGUAUUGAUGAUAUAACCACAGAACUGAUAGAAAAAAAAGUAUUUCUUAUUAUUUCUAAUUCAUUUGGUCAAGCUAUUGUACCACUUAUAUAUGAAUUACCACAAAUACAAGCAAUAUACAUAUAUUGUCGUGAUCAAAAAGCAGCAGAAAUAUGGUCUAAAUCAAUUGUAAAAGUUUCUGGUAUUUUCACAAAACCAAAAGAACUAUUACAAAAAUUAUCUGAUGAUGUCGAUGUUUAUAAUAAAGAUAAUAAUAUACCAAUGAGUAUAUUUCAUCUUUCUGAACGAGAUAAAACAUUACAAGAUUUAAGUAAAGAAAGUGUAACAUCUAUAUGGUAUCGUUUAAUAUUACGAGUUCUUCGAUUAAUGGUAAAAUAUGGUAAUGCAAAAGCGGAUAUGAUUACAGCAUGUCAAGCAAGUUAUCAUGACAAUAACGCUCAAAAGAGAAAAAUAAAUGAUUUUGAAAAAGAUUAUUCCACAACAAGAGCAGUUUGGUGGUAUACAUAUGAUAGUUUUCUAUAUCGAUUAUUAAAUAAAGCUUUACGUACACAAGAUAUGGAAAUUAUAUUUAAAUUUCGAUUUUUCAUCAAUGAUCUUCAGAAUGAAAUCGAAAAACUUUACCAUGAAUAUUUAAAUAACCAUUCCUUUCAAUCUAAUCAUCAUUUCACAGUUUAUCGUAGUCAAGUUUUAAGUAUGACAGAACUCGAACACCUUCAACAGAAUAUAAAUGAACUUAUUUCGAUGAAUAGCUUCUUAAGUGCUACAUUGAACUCAGAGGUAGCUGCACUAUAUUCAAUUCCAGGUGAUCAAUUGAAUGAAUCAUCAGCACUACAAUCUGUGUAUUUCAUAAUUGAUGUUUAUAAUAUAAAUAAAGAAACGACGCCAUUUGCAUUUGUAGAACAUCAUUCGUGUAAUUCAGAUGAAAAAGAAGUACUUUUUUCAAUGGGUGCUAUUUUCAAAGUUCAAUCAGUGAAAAAACAUGAUAAUAUAUGGCAUAUUCAUUUAGAACUAAGUAACGAGCAAAAUCAACUUGGUCAAAACUUGUUAGAUCAUAUGUUGGAACAAGUUAAAUCGGAGCCAGGUCCAUUGUCAUUUGGUUGGUUUCUUUUUCGAAUGAGUGAAUUUGAUAAAGCUAAAGGUUAUGCUAAAUGGAUGAUUCAACAACUUCCACCAAAUGAUAUAGGAAAUGGAGAUGCUUACAAUUUACUUGGUCUCAUUUAUAAAGAUACUAAUAAGCUCAAUGAAUCUAUUGAAUCUUAUGAGAAAGCUCUUGAUAUUUAUUUUCGUUUGGGUUAUCAAAAUAGUCCUCGAGCUAUUGCUGUUCAUUGUAGUCUUGGUUUGGCUUAUUUAGCAUCAGGUGACAGUCGAGCUGCAGAUGAACAACAAAGACAAGCCGAAGAAAAGUUCAAUUCAUUACCAAUAAAAAAUCUAUUACUGAAAUCUAAAGUGGAUAGUCUCAAAGCCAAACUUAUGGCAGACUAUGGUUAUAAUACAAUAGCUUUAGAAAAGUUUGAACAGAUUUUACAGAAUAAAAGACAGAAAUUACUAGCAAACCAUCCUUCAAUUGGAACAACGUUGAAUGAUAUAGGUACUGUGUAUGAUAAAAUAGGCAAUAAUGCAAAAGCGCUUGAAUAUUUUCAACAAGCAUUGGAUAUUGGCAAGAAAAGUUUAACACCCGAUCAUUUGGAAUUAGUUGACUAUCAUACAAAUGUUGGUCAUGUGCAUAAUAAACUUGGACAAUUUAAACUUGCUUUUGAACAAUUUUUAUCAGCACUACAAGUUUUGGUAGAAUACGACCAACGUGAAGAUGAGAGAACUGCAGAAUUAAAGACACUUAUUGCUGACACGGAAAAAAAAUUUUGUUAG
This is a messenger RNA of Rotaria sp. Silwood1, 2019 nucleotides long. NCBI's taxonomy places the organism in Eukaryota, Metazoa, Rotifera, Eurotatoria, Philodinida, Philodinidae. The record is from the annotation of a GenBank genome assembly.